CGUGAUCGUCUCUAUUUUGAUGGCGCGAAAAACUAUUACACAAGGAAUAAAUUAAUGAAAAAUUAUACUGUGUAUAAAAAGAAAACAAAAAAGAUGGGUGAAAUCAAAAAGGAUGUCGUUUCGGAAAGAGAGGGAGACAGACAUAGACGAGAUAGAUACACAACUAAUUGCAAAAGUCGUACUAUAAACUAAAAUAUCCGUUUACAUCACUAUUAAUUAAACGAAAAUUCUCAAAUAGAAAUUAUAAAAAAGCUACUCACAGAAUUUUUAAGUUUACAAUUUUGUAUGCUAUCGAUCGGCGCAAGAAUUUACAAAAAUAGGGGAAAUAGAAAGAGACACAACCUAGUUUCAUACUUAUGUCGUCGACUGGUAUGCGUGUGCUGCCCUCUACAUUGUCAAUGUUGUUGGUCUUACCAAAUGGAGUUUAAUGGAGUCGAUUUAAUUAAAAUCUCUUAAAAAUCAAUCAUAAGCAUGAGAAAACUGAAGCCAAUGACAUAAAACAUGCAUAAUUAGUGAUAUGCACCAGACGAGAAGCUUAUUAUAUAUUAAGGAAAAUGUAAAAAAGCAUUACAAUCAAAGGGUUUCAGUUUUUGUAGAAGCAAUCUAUGUUAAAUGCAGUUGUUUUUCAAAUUGUUGUAGUUAGUGUAGUUGCUGGCUUGUAUAUCAUUACUAACGAAGAAUUAGUAGAAAUAUAAAGUAAACCAUAGAAUUUAUAAUAGUGUAAGUGAUAUUGAGAAUCUAACAGUGAUUUUCAUGUUGCAGUAAAUGAAUGUUUGGACAAUUUUACCAGUUCUUUUUGGUGAAGCUAUGUAGAUGUAUAGGAAAUAUUCUAUCAGCACAAGUAAAGUGCAAUGUCUCAGAGAGUAAAAAGGCCUAAUCGAUCAGAAGAUGGUUCAGUUCCUGUUAAAAGGCGUAAGCGGACGGCGGCCGAGGAAGAGGAGGCGGCCUCCUUGGCUGCGCUACAGUCAGCCCAGAGUUCUUGGCAGCCCCGUUCAAACGACCUGAAGACAAUUUAUAAUCGUACAACUACCGAAGCACCGGCUGAACUUUUCCGCAAAGAUCUGAUAAGUGCCAUGAAAUUGCCGGACUCGGAACCACUGGCUUUAGAUGAAUACUGGGUCAUCGUGGAUCAAUGGAAGCAAGAGUGGGAGAGGGGCGUUCAAGUUCCGGUUAAUCCAGACUCUUUGCCUGAACCUUUGGUUACUACCCUGACUAACAGACGUGCUAAGUACGACUUUCGAUUGCCGAAAAACAAGUACAUUCGAAUAACAAAAGAUGACCAUUUUGACGUGGAAGCAUGCUCCCUAUCUCACGCACCGGCCCAAGCUGAGGCGGCCUGUUCGUACGAUCUCGACGAAUGCGACGUGGCAUGGCUAAAAAUCGUCAAUACGGAGGAACCCAUUACUAAGAUAUCGAGUAUUCCAUCUAGCCGCUGGGCUCUAAUCUGUGUUCUUUGUCGUGAGCGCGUUGGUGCUUGCAUACAGUGUUCCGUUAAAACGUGUAAAACGGCGUAUCACGUUACAUGUGCUUUCAAACACGGACUAGAAAUGCGCGCCAUAAUUGAGGACGAAAAUGCCGACGAUGGCGUUAAACUAAGAUCAUAUUGCGAGAAACAUAGCAAAUCGAGCAAGAAAAGUGAAAAAAGUGUAUGUUCGGGGUCGGAAGAUGACGACUGUAAACGAAAAAAGCGCAAAGACAUGACAAACGAAGAAAAAAAUCAGGCCCGGGCAGCACGACUACAAGAAAUUGAAUCGGAAUUUUUUAAACACGUCACAAUCAAAGAUGUCAAUGUGCAUGUUGAUGUAGAUGCUGAAGGUUUACAGUACAUUUACAACUACUGGAGGUUAAAACGUAAAGCGGGCAAUAAUAAACCUCUUCUUCCGCCCAAGUCGGAAGACGUCGACAUAUUAUCACAUAAACGAGAACAAGCUGAUCUUGAGAAAAUGAAGAUGUUUGUACAGCUGCGACAAGAUCUAGAGCGCGUACGAAACCUGUGUUACAUGGUGAGCCGCAGAGAAAAGCUUAGCCGCAGCUUUUUCCGCAUGAGAGAACAGACUUUCCACAAACAAGCCCUGGUACUGGAUUCAUCUAAUACUCUACCUACUACUGUUAUUCAAGCAGUUAUUGAGGCCAACCAUGGACCUUCUAUCUAUGACCGUCUGUACUCGCACAAUGAGGCCGAGGACCACACAUCCGAUUUUGACGUUAUUUUAGCUCGAAUUGCCGGCAUUAAGUCUCCAUCGCAUUCUGGAGAUGAGCAUCGAAGCGAUAUUAAUGGUCUUUUCCGCGACGUUAAGAACAAUCCUUAUAAGAAAGUGUACUUUAAUGGGUCUUCCAAACGAAGAAGCGCUAGCUUCUACGAUAGCAGCCUUUCAAGUGCUAGUAGUAGCGACGAAAGGCCCAAGGAUAAUAAGGAAAAUCAACAUCAAAGCAGUUCAGAAGAUGGAGUUCCAAAGAAGAAGUCAAAAUCUCCUCGGAAACCCGGUGCUCGUCCAAAGAAACGACUCUUGUCAAAAAGUAAAGCCGAUACAAGUAGUGAAGACGAUAAACCACCCAGAAAAGAAGCUCCUCCGUCACGCUCCCGACUGGGCCAGGUGGCUAGCGAACUUGGAGAUACAGGUAGUGAGAGUGAUGAUUUAUUGCCAUUUAAAUCAACUCGUACUUCCGACAAUCAGAAGAAAACUAUGUCUUCGAUUUAUUCAGACAGCGACAGUUCGGACGUCUCUAUGAAGAACGACGAUAAGUCUUCAAACGCGACCAACGAUUCCCAGAGCAAACUUCGAACAAAAGCGGCUGUCAAAGAGUUUUCGCACAAACCUAGCGGUUCCAAAAACGUUACAAAGACCAGUCCAGAAUCUAAGAAGAAAAUUAAAAGUGGAGAUUCAGCAAGUAAGAAAAAAGAUUAUGUGCCAUCAGAAUUAAUUGUUCCACAAAGGCAAGCGGCAAAGAAGGCGUCGGAAAAUUUGAAAUUAACAAACCGAUCAAAGGAACAACACCCUGUCGUCCCAGAUGAAACACCUCAGAUUAAAGUUGAAGAGAAAGAUAAAAAAGAACCUAAAGUUAAAUUAAAACCGAGGACUGUUAAAGAACCUACAAAAGAGAAAGAUCUGGAAGUUAAAGAAAAGAAGGAAAAGAAGGAAGUGAUUACUGAACAUUCUCCAAAAGAUACUGAAAACGUAGAUCUAUUAUCUUUUGUGCCUCAGAGACAGGCGGCUAAGAAAGCAGCAGAGCACAUUAAAAGCGGUUUAGGUAAACCAGCAACUGCCCCUGAUAAUUCUCAGAAUGUUGAUUCAAAAUUGAAAGAAGCUGGGGAUGCAGUUACAAAACUAAAAAAAGAUAUAAAGGAACCUGAUACUAAAUUGAAGUCAGAAACUAACAAGAAGGAAGCUGAUACCCCUAAAGUUCCCGCUAAAAUACAAGAGUCGAAGCGAAAAUCUUCUGUACAUUCAGCCCCCUCGUCAAGCAGUUCAUCAUCUUCUUCUACUAGUUCUUCAGAUUCGGGUAGUACAUCUAGUUCCGAUAGCGACGACGACGCAGAAAAAGGUACAUCUGCAUCCGGUGGUGGCGCUCAACAGCGAACCGAGGGCUUAUUUUCCGAGACGUCGCCUCGAGAAACGGCUAAGCGGAGUGGCAAUGCUAAGGACUGGCCCUUUCUUGACAAGGGAGCCCAGUCCGCGGCGUCAUCUUCAUCCUCUUCCGACUCGAGCGACUCCAGUUCAUCUUCGAGCGUGCGCAGGGCCUCUCCUGUGCCGCCACGCAAAUCCCCUUCGCCAACGAAAAGGUCCUCCCCCUCACCUCAGAAACGGUCUCCAUCGCCUCGAAGGGUGUCGCCGAUCUCGCAGUCCAAAACCGGCGAUUUGCCCGCGGCAGAGAGUUCAACGAGAAGAGGCCGCAAGCCCAGCGGUGACAAGAAACUGUCAACGUCGCCUUCUAAAAGAGAGGAACAGAAUCGAAGGGGGCGGGGAAGAGGUCCGCGCGGACGACCAUCACGCACAAACGCCAGUGAUCGGGUCGGAGAUGCUGAUGUCCGGUCAAGAGAUCCACCUAAUGACCAACGUGUCGGUGUGGAAAGAGAGUCCAGAGGUAGCAGGAAGGGAAAAUCGGACACUGAUCUUGCACAUUCCGCUAUCAGAAAUAAUGAGGAAGCGUCCGAUCGCGCCUCCGAGCUACAGCCUGCGCUCAACAAAACGGACAAAAAGCUGAUUGAAAGUUCUUCCAGUUAUUCGACGAAAGGAGUCGAUUUGGAACGGGAAAUACGUGAAAGGAAAGCAGGCAAAACGGGAGGAUUAAAGUCUAAGUCAACUUUAGAUAAAUUAUUCGGUUCGAUGGAUAAAAAAUCAGAAAAAUCACAAAAUAUGCAAAGUAAGUCUAAAUUGGAGUCCAACGAAAUCCAAGAAAAAUCAGCGGAGCGUCCUCUGAAAGUUUUAGAAAAACAUCAAACCAGUCGCCAAGAAAAUAAGAUUAAGUCGUUGAGCGAAAAUAAAGAAGUUCCUGAUAAGUUAGCUAAGAAGACCGAAGGUUUAAAAUGCGAUUCAUUGAUUAAGUCUCCAAAUAAAGAACUAAAAGAACAAAUUGAUCGUAAACUCGAAAUGGCAGAGAGAAAAUCCGUUAAAAAAUCUCCAGUAAAAGCUCGGAGUAUUGAUGAUAUAUUUGCUGAUAAAUUAACUAAUAGCGAAACUAAGGAAAAUAAGUCUGAACCCAUUAAACCUUCUUUUAAAAUGUCGAAGUUUGAAGAUAAUUCUCUUACAAUUGAAAAGAACGCACAAGAUCAUAUUCAAACUAUCAAUCAAUCAGAGAGCGAUUUGUAUUCUAAUUCAAUGUCCUUACAAUUAAAUGACACUUUUAAUACAAAUGCAGACAUUUUAAAGUCGGGUCUAAAAGAUUAUGAAAAGGAAACAGAGGAUGCUACCAAAUCAUUAGAAGUCUUGGAAAACACAUCAAUAUUUUCUCCCCAACCUCAUCAAAAAGAGACGGACCUUUUAGAUUUGGAAUUAGAUAAUUUUGUUCUUUCUAAAGAUGAAGUUAUAAAAGAUUCUUUACAGUAUCCUUUUAAUAACACGUCAAUUAGAGAAGACACAAGAGAAGAUAGCGCUAGGGAAACAUUAAAUCUAGUUGAAAAACUUCGUAUGGGACUUACUAAAAAAUCUAGCAGCGGAGAUAUUGAUGAUAUACCUUUGAGUAACUCUGUGGAUCAUGAAAAGAGUGAAAGUAUACCCGAAAUAGCAGUUCAGGAACCUGAAAGUGAACUCAAUAAACAAGAAUCUCCUUUACCUAACAAUGAUACUAUAAAUGAAAUAACACCUCAAUUAGUAAAACAGUUAUCUGAAUCUAAUACUAAUGAACAGUCACAGCAGUAUCAGUCUACACCCACUGAACCAGUUUCUACAGAACCACUUAAAAAUGUUUCUCUACAGCAACCUCAUGACUUAGUUCAUGAGACUCAUAUAGAGGGCGAUGAACGUUGGGUUCCCCCGAGCAAUAACUUUACAAAUGCUCAACGAGAAAAUUGCAAUUAUUUAAAUGAGUCUCAAAUAAACGAAUCACAAUUUCUAAAUCAGUAUCCUCCAAAACAACAUAAUCAACCUUCAGAACAGACACUUUUGAAUUCCAUACCACCGCAUAUGGAAGCCCUGCAAAAAGAAACGUCUUUAACACCAUCUCAUGAUCCGCGAAUCUCCCAAACUCCAAUGUCGUUGGAGUGUAUGGCCAGUCCAUCGUCAUAUUCCGAUAUACACCCGCAGGCCAAAUGGGCCGAUAGUGAAGUUAUGCCUAAUCGACGCUCCUCGUCUAGCUCCAGUUCCAGUUCAAGCUCUGGCUCUCGAAGGGAAGAAGAGGAAGGAAAAAUGCCCCCGGAUAUUAGGAUGACAAAUAACUCUACACUUGAUAUGGCAUAUAUGUCACAAAUGCCUCCCUAUCCUUUAGAUAAUUAUACUCCUUAUACAGAUCCCACAUCUCAGUAUGUACCGGUUAGUUUAUUUCCUCCUCCUAACCAUAGCACUCAACUUCCAUAUGCCCCUACAGGUUCUACUGGUAUGUUUCCACCUGCUUUUGGUGCAUCCUUUCCCCAUUCCAUACCACAUCAAACCAAACCGCUGGAAGAAAACGUUUCGUUUUCGUCGCCAUGUACUGCUGCAUUUACUUCCUCACAGCACAAUAUGGCUUUAACUGCAGCAAUGGUAAACAUUCCUACUACAACCCAACCGAGCGACCAAUCUAUAGAAGCACCUACAUUAACUUCUACUGAAAGUACAGUGUUACCUCCAUGUAACCAAUCAGAGGAAGUAUUGCCAUCUCCAGUUUUGAGCAAUAAUACGACACCAACUAACAAUACUUUACCAUCUCCUAGCACUUCCAGUAAAAGUUCUGUGGGUAAAAAAUCACCAAGUAAACCAACCAGGACAUCAGCCAGAGUGACAUCGCAAUUAAUGAAUAAAUCGCCAGCCAAAUCUCCAGGUAAAAGUCCUAGGCAAGAAGUCACACAAAGACAGAGUGGAUCAGGUAAAGGUCGCGGAGAAAGUAAACGGGGUUCAGGGAAGUCAGGAAUGUCAAAAACUCAAGUUUCAGGAAGGGGUCGCGGUAGAGGGCGGGGUCGAGGUCGCGGAGGGCAUCAUAACGACUUUGACUUUAUCAACACUAAUACAAUACAUAAUAAAUUAGUUGGAACGGUCUAUGAUUUAGAUUUUGACGACGAUAUUUCCAAUGAUAACAUGGCUGAUCUCAAAUCGAUGAGGGAACGAAGAAAAUCGAUAGACGUGCAUGAGAAGAAAUAUGAUUCCUUCUCACCCCAUUCACCGAAAUUUUCCAGUCCAAAGAACCGUUUUACAGCCGAUCUUCGCGAUUUGAGACCGCCCAGUCCAAUAGAAGAUGGCAAAUCGAAGACGGAAUCGCUGAGGGACAUAGAUACGCCAAUACCGUUUCCAGAUGUUACACCUGUUCUGCCUGGACCUGUUGAUAUGAGAACAUAUAAUAGCACUAUUUUUGAUCAGUCAGCAUAUAGCGAACAAAAUCUUCUAGGCACAUUUGCAUCGGGAACGGCGGGAGCUCAAGUUCCUGAAGAUAUCGAUGAAGAUUUCGAGAAAGAGCUUCAUUCCGCUCUGACAGCGAAAAAGCCAGCUGAACUUCCUCCGGCCGAGAUUGUUAGCAAUAACAGUAGCAAUAUUAAAGUGUCUCUGUCCGAUUCCCGUAACCAGUUGAAGGUAAAAAUUAAGGGUCCAAUUGCCAACUAUACUCCCAACGCUGCUCCGCCUCCAAUCGAUCCAGUUUCGAGUGCUGUAGCAAAUCAAGUCAGUAGUAUAACAGCGGGCGUUUCAAUCGGAAUAUCUUCGGGAGGUACAUCCAGUUUGAGAAGGAUGAGGAAAAAAGAAUUGUUAAGGCAAUAUUGGACUCAAGACAUGAAUAUGGAUGAUCCAUCGAGCAAUUCUAGUUUUAUUGCUGCAGCAACUGUACCACCUGUUAACCGUACAAUCAUCACUAUACCCAAAGCAGUAGCAUCGAUGACAAGCAUACCUACUAAAGAGGAUUAUAGGGAUUACCGCACUGGAGCUGACGACAGUUUAGUAGAGGCAAAACAUCAUAAAAAAUCUCGAGGCUUAUCUAGAGAACUUAAACAGUUAGACCUUUCAGUCGACGACGAUCUUAAUGACAGAAGACGCACCUUUAGUAGUAAUAAUCCAAUAAAUAACUUCGAGUCAGGAAAUAAACGUAGGGGACGGCCACCGAGAUCGGUUCCUACUGCACCUAAACUGAAAAUUAAAAUCGGUACUGCGGGCAACAUGGUCACUGAAGAAAAAGUGGAGGAAAAGAACUUACGACCGCCGAAGAAACGCUUGGCUACUAUGCCGAAACCAUCGGUAGACGAUUUACGGCGAGAGAGCAUGAAGUUCCGUAAGUUGGUCAUGGCCGAUCUGAAAGUGAAAAAGAAAAAGAAAGAUAAAAGCGACAAACACCGUAAGAAGGAACGCAAAAAAUCGGGCGCCGAAGUUCAAAUUAUUAAGGAAGACGCUACCUCGAAAGUAUUACCGAAAUUAAUAAUUCGAUUUGGCAAAGCGAAAAGUCAGGCCAGCGAAAUUCAUGCUGGCGAAGAGAAAGAUUCGCAAAGCCCAACGAAGGUACCGGUAAAACCAGCCGAACUUCCCCAAGAUAAGCAACUGCCCAAACUCACCCCUAUUAAGUUGAAGCUGUCUCGGUGCGGCGAGGGCUCGGGCUACAUCAUGAAACCAUCCUCGUCGUGCGAGCCCGGAUCCGCCCGCACCGAGGAAGACCAAGCGUCGCAGCCAGGCCAGCCGCCACCUGACCCCGUCCAGCAGUCCGCCGAGCCGGACCCUCUGGAGGGCUUGCCCGAGGCCCUCCAGUCCGCCCCUCCUCCUCUUCCACUCAACAAAGACUGUGAGGUUAGGUGAUAACUGUGCAACGUGCCGCUGUAAUAUAGUUAGGUCGCUAAUUAAAUUGAAUUAUGGAAAAUUCACAGCUCGCCUCGUUGGCAGAACGCUGAAUAUACAUCACACUGCGGGGUUCGGGACGAAUUAAUAUGAGAUUAUACGAUAGGCGAAUUAUUCUACAGGAUCGAUUGACCCUCUUAGUUUAAGAAAGACGAGUUACUUAAGGCACUGUUCUAAGUUGCCAGAGUUUGAAUGUGACUGAUUUUGUACAGUCAUCGUCCAUAGACUUUGACAGUAGUCUGUUGGAUCUACUAAGAUAUACUCAAGUUCUGGUCAUAAGUAGCUUAAAUUGUUGUUAGAUUGUUGUGGGAGGAAAGUCGUAUACUUUUUAAAAGUGGACUUUGACGAGAUGGAAGAGCGACUACUCUAGGCUCGAGAGUAAGUUGAGUUGAAUUAAAUUUUGUAACGAAAUGUCGAGUAAUGCUUAGUGUUUAAACGUGUCGUGUGAUAUUUAUGAGAGUUUAUUAAUUUAUAAAUAGCAAAUGGUAUUAUUCAGACUUUAUAAGAGUGGUUCCGAACCCUGAAGCUACUAUUUUAGAACAUUUUCCGCGUAGAAUUUCAGCCAGAUGAGGUAAAGAAAGAUAAGUUAUUAAUCUGUACAAAGUCAAUUAUCAGCCCCUCAGAUUUUAAGACAUGUAAUCAUAUUUUUGUACAUAUUGUAAGUUAUAAUAACUGUGAAUAAUGCAUAUAAUAGUACUAAUUUAUAUAUUUCAUUUAAAAUGAUUAACUCGUGUUGACAAUUUUUAAUUAGAUAGAGAUUGUUAAUACAUCCCAUAUUGUACAGGACAAAUGGCUUGAAUGCAUUUCUUUGUUAUGUUGAAAUAUAUUUUUUGUUCUUUUUAUAAAAAAUAGUUCAAAGCUGCUUUUCAUUAUAGGAUUAAUUUUCUACGAAUUUUCAAAAAACACAAUAAGGAAAACUUCUUCAAUUUUUAGGUUAUGUUCUAUACAGUUCUAUUAUGUCCCCGUUCCUGAAUUAUGACAUCUCCGGUUCUAUAAGUUCUAUAAAUAUGCUUUUGCAAUUAGUUUUAAAAUCUAGCUCCAAAGGUUUAUAAGUGCAUCCAUUAAGUGUAAUAUUAACAUUUUAGCUUAUUCAGUGUAGGAAAAGUUUAAAAACCUAUUAUAUUUGUUAAGAAUAUUUCAUUUUAUAAAUAUAUUUAUAAAAUUAAUAUUUUUGUAAUUUGCAAACAAAGCCUUUGGUUUUUAUACACAAUGUAUUGAAAUACCGUCUGAUCGAAAAAAGAACGGCGUCCAGUUGGUUUAGGUUGGAAAUGACGAUCGAUGACAUUUUGACAGCGAUCUUCAUUUCAUAGCCAUCAUUGACGCCGUUUUUUUUCGAUCUAUUGUACAUUUUGUCUUAUUUGUUCUUUAAACCAUAGAGAAUAUUUAAACCAAUUUCGGUAUAUCGUUCCUUCUUAUUAAUUGCUACAUGAGAUGACAGUAUUGAUCACAUAAGUCAAACUCAAAAUAGAAUCCUGUGAGAAGUAAAAGUUAAAGACUGUUUUAAAUAAAGUGAUUAAACUCUGUCCAACAAGCCACAGAAGAGUUCGACAUACUACAGCCAAAAAAUAUAUACAAAUUAUUUGUGAAUUGACAGGCAACAUCUGCCAUUGUAAUGUAUCCUCUCAUUGGAAAGACUCAUUGUUGUCGUUUGAUCAUUUGACUGUUUUUGUUACAGAAAAAAAUAUAUUACAGAUUUGUUUGAUAAGAAUUAACUAAUGAUGUAUAAAGUAAGUAACUAAAACGAACGAAAAUACUAUUAGGUCUGUAUACGAUCAUAGGUCAAUUUAUUGGCCAAAUGAUAAUAUAUAAUUACAAUAUAAAAUUAAUUAAAAGAAAAAAUAAUUUUUUAAAUAUUUUUUAUUUUUUAUAUAGAUAGUUAAUUUUUCUCAGACUAUUUUUUUGUUAAAUGCACUGAUAUAUUCGAAUGGUCCAUUGUAGAGGCGUGAUUUGGAUGGGAAAAUCACAUUAUAACAUGGGGGGGGGGGAAUAACAUGGUUAAACAUGGAAUUCCAGGAAUAUACAGGGUGGCGCACCUCAUUCGCCUCGGUUGAUUAUACGAAAACGGAAAGAUGUAGAAACAACAUUUUUUUAGGGGUAUAUGUAGAGAGGCAAUAUGCAUA
Molecule: messenger RNA, 10558 nt
Organism: Sitophilus oryzae (rice weevil)
Lineage: Eukaryota; Metazoa; Arthropoda; Insecta; Coleoptera; Curculionidae
Gene: rno
Product: PHD finger protein rhinoceros
Exons: 8
Coding region: 852-8399 (2515 amino acids)
Biological process (GO): regulation of transcription by RNA polymerase II
Source: RefSeq, a predicted model, not a curated record